GUCAACUCGGCUGUUUCUGGUAAAACUGAACGCAAAGCAGGGUGCCAGCCCCGGGGGACUGUGGGUGGGAUUAGGGGAGCUUGGGUGCCAUCCCCAAGUGACAGAUGGAUGGACCUUUCAUCUGAGAGAAAGGAAGAGACACGUGGGCAGAUGAGCCUGGCACGUAAGAGUGCCUGUGGAGCAAUCACCAGGCAGAGAAGACGGCGGAACUGAAGGGAAGAGCAGAAAAAGCAAGAAGGGCGCAGACUGUGGCCCACUGGCUACCUGACCAGCUACUCACCCAAAUCGGAAGCAAAAUGUCCCUGAAGCUGCCAAGGAACUGGGAUUUCAACUUGAAAGCGGAGGCUGCGAAAAUAGCUCGGUCAAGGAGCGUGAUGACUGGGGAGCAGAUGGCGGCCUUUCAUCUACCAAGCACCCCCAACCCCCUGGAAAGGCCGAUUAAGAUGGGCUGGCUGAAGAAGCAGAGGUCCAUCGUGAAAAACUGGCAGCAGCGGUACUUCGUGCUGAGAGCUCAGCAGCUCUACUAUUACAAGGAUGAAGAGGACUCCAAGCCGCAGGGCUCCAUGUAUCUACCAGGCAGUACAGUCAAAGAAAUCGCCACAAACCCUGAAGAAGCUGGCAAAUUUGUCUUCGAAGUUAUUCCAGCCUCAUGUGACCAGAACCGCACAGGACAAGACUCCUACAUCCUCAUGGCCAGCUCUCAGGUAGAGAUGGAGGAGUGGGUUAAGUUCCUCAGGAGAGUUGCUGGCACGCCCUCUGGAGCGGUGUUUGGCCAGCGCCUGGAUGAGACUGUGGCCUACGAGCAGAAGUUUGGUCCUCACCUGGUGCCCAUCCUGGUGGAGAAGUGUGCAGAGUUCAUCCUGGAGCACGGUGUGAAUGAAGAGGGCAUCUUCCGCCUGCCUGGGCAGGACAACUUAGUGAAGCAGCUGAGAGAUGCAUUUGAUGCAGGGGAACGGCCUUCUUUUGACAGGGACACAGAUGUGCACACCGUUGCCUCUCUACUGAAGCUCUACCUCCGAGACCUCCCAGAGCCCGUGGUUCCCUGGAGCCAGUAUGAAGGGUUCCUGCUCUGCGGGCAGCUCAUGAACGCGGAUGAGGCAAAGGCUCAGCAGGAACUGGUGAAGCAGCUGUCCGUCCUUCCUCGGGACAACUACAGCCUCCUGAGCUACAUCUGCAGAUUUCUGCAUGAAAUCCAGCUGAACUGUGCCGUCAACAAGAUGAGUGUGGACAACCUGGCCACUGUGAUUGGAGUGAACCUCAUCAGGUCGAAGGUUGAAGACCCAGCUGUGAUCAUGAAAGGGACUCCUCAGAUCCAAAGAGUGAUGACCAUGAUGAUCAGAGACCACGAAGUCCUCUUUCCCAAGUCUAAGGAUGCACCACUGUCACCCCCUGCCCAGAAGAACGACGCCAAGAAGGCUCCAGUGCCCCGGAGCUCUGUGGGAUGGGAUGCCACAGAAGACCCACCACUCUCCAGGACAGACAGCUUCAAUAACACAGCAGGUAGUCCUGAUGCCACCAGCCCCACUGGACCACAGUCAGGUGAGCAGCAGCAGGAGGACAAUGAGAACACCCCCAGGGAAAACCCAGGAGACUGGAAGGUGCAAUCCCGCAAAAGGACUCAAACGCUCCCCAACCGCAAGUGUUUCCUGACGUCAGCAUUCCAAGGCACCACUAGCAGCAAACUGGAAAUCUUUAAAAAUGAGUUCUGGUCUCCAUCUACAGAGGUGAAGACAGGGGAAGGGCACAGGAGAACUAUGUCUCAAGACCUGCGCCACCUUUCCAAUGACCAGCGGACUUCUACCUACGAUAAUGUCCCUGCCCCACUAGGGUCCCCAGGGAACCCAGCAGGUACACUUUCUCCUCCUGCCUGUGACUCCAAGAGAGAUGCUCUUGUCAGCACAGACUCUGAAAUGGGGUCUGGAAGCAAGAACUCUGGAGAGGAUGACCUUGACUCUUUACAGAGGAUGGUCCAGCACCUGCAAAAGGAAAUCGAAACCCAGAAGCACAUGUAUGAGGAACAGAUUAAAAACCUGGAGAAGGAAAACUACGACGUCUGGGCUAAGGUGGUCAGGCUCAGUGAGGAGCUGGAGGGGGAGAGGAAGAAGUUCGCAGCCCUGGAGAUCAGCCUUCGAAAUGUGGAGCGCUCCAGGGAGGACGUGGAGAGGAGGAACAAGGUCUUGGAAGAAGAAGUCAAGGAGUUUGUGAAGUCAAUGAAGAAGCCCGAGACAAAGACCGAGGCUUGAGGCUCUGAGGUGUAUGAUGGGGACAGUCAACUCCACCUCAUUUCUCCAUGUUCCUGAUGACUGGAAAACAGGAUCACCUCCUAAGAUGGACAGGCUACCUGAGGGGAAGUGCUACAGUCCUCAGCAAAAAAACAAAACAAAACAAAACAAAACAGAAUGUGGGGGCGAGCAACAGUAUACCAGGACACUUGUGGCCGUGUACUGUACUCAAGGGUCUGUUGUUCCACUGUGGAAAGAGUGAACUGGAAUCUUCCAAAUGUCCAAAGGAGACAUUUUAGGACCCCAGGCCAGAGCUAGGCCAAGGCCUCAGGUCUUUGUUUUCUAUGCGGCUAACUUGCCUGGUCAGGUGACUCUGGUCAGCUCUGAGACAUGGGCAGGACAUGAUACUUAGCUCUCAAGUACUCACCCAAUGAGGACUCUUUGGGGAGGCUGGACUGUUGGAACCAGAAUCAAAACAAUGAGGUGUAUUUAUGAAAACAAAACUGGCAAGAAAAUUAUGUUCAAAUAAAAAAAAGAAAACAAAAAUUGAGCAAGGAUA
Messenger RNA from Peromyscus californicus insignis, 2781 nucleotides. It is a transcript of the gene Arhgap25, whose product is annotated as Rho GTPase activating protein 25. The record is from RefSeq and is a predicted model, not a curated record. Gene Ontology annotation, cellular component: phagocytic cup. The coding region runs from base 297 to 2243 and encodes 648 amino acids. Gene Ontology annotation, biological process: negative regulation of small GTPase mediated signal transduction; phagocytosis, engulfment; actin filament organization. NCBI's taxonomy places the organism in Eukaryota, Metazoa, Chordata, Mammalia, Rodentia, Cricetidae. Gene Ontology annotation, molecular function: GTPase activator activity. The transcript has 11 exons.